This is a messenger RNA of Rhineura floridana, 2832 nucleotides long. It is a transcript of the gene RENBP, whose product is annotated as renin binding protein. The record is from RefSeq and is a predicted model, not a curated record. The transcript is spliced from 10 exons. The coding region runs from base 163 to 1380 and encodes 405 amino acids. Gene Ontology annotation, molecular function: peptidase inhibitor activity; N-acylglucosamine 2-epimerase activity. Gene Ontology annotation, biological process: carbohydrate metabolic process; N-acetylmannosamine metabolic process; N-acetylglucosamine metabolic process. NCBI's taxonomy places the organism in Eukaryota, Metazoa, Chordata, Lepidosauria, Squamata, Rhineuridae.
GGGAAGGCAUUAUAUUAGGUUUGUUUUCCAGGGAUACUAACAGUGCAUCUUGCUGCCUGUGUUUGGGUCACAUCCAGGAAUGCGCUGACACAAAAAUCUCUUAAUCUCCCACAUAGCAGCGAUCACGUUCCUGUAGUUCUCUGUGCGGUAAAAGCAGCAAGUAUGGAACUGCGGUUGCUACAGAGCUGGCAUGAACGCAUCUCUCAAGAGCUGGACACGGUGGUGGAUUUCUGGCUUCAGCAUUCACAUGAUGAAGAAUAUGGGGGGUUCUUUACAUGUCUGGGCCAGGAUGGGAAAGUUUAUGAUGACUUGAAAUAUGUUUGGUUGCAAGGCCGGCAGGUGUGGAUGUACAGUCGGUUGUAUCGAAAAGUACCAAGAUUCCGACGCCCCGAACUCCUACAGGCAGCUCGAGCAGGUGGGGAGUUCCUGCUGGAACAUGCGCGAGUGGCCACACCUGCCCAGAAGUGUGCCUUUGUCCUGACCCGUGAUGGGCGUCCUGUGAAAAUCCAGCGUACCAUUUUCAGCGAGUGUUUCUAUGUCCUUGGGCUGGAUGAGCUUGGACGAGCAACAGGGGAACCCCGUUACCAGAGGGAAGCCCUGACAAUGAUGGAAGCCAUUGUGCGCUGGGUGAGGGAGGAUCCUUCUGAGCUGGGACGUCCACUGCUGGCAGGGAUGAUCCCACACGAUUCAAUGGCUGUUCCCAUGAUGCUCCUCAACCUGGUGGACCAGCUUUCAGAAGGGGAUGUUGAGGCUGCAAGCCGGUUCAGUGAGCUGGGGAACUGGUCUGCUCAGCGAAUACUCAUGCAUGUGCAGAGGAAUGGUGCUGCUGUGUUGGAGAAUGUUUCUGAAGAGGGCAAGGAAUUGCCAGGGUGCAUGGGAAGACAACAGAAUCCUGGUCAUGCAAUUGAAGCAGGCUGGUUCCUGUUUCGUUAUGCUCAGCGACAGCAUGACCCAACCCUCCUGGCCCAGGCUGUAGAGAAGUUUAUGAAGCAGCCAUUCCAUUCGGGCUGGGACCCUGAACAUGGCGGACUCUUUGCCUUUCAGGAUAUUGAUGAGCUCUGCCCCACACAGCUAGAGUGGAAAAUGAAGCUCUGGUGGCCACACACAGAGGCCAUGAUUGCAUUCCUGAUGGCCUUUGCUGAGACUCGAGACUGCCAGCUCCUGGAGCUAUUUGACCAAGUGGCUAAAUACACCUUUGCCAAAUUCAGUGACCCAGAGACAGGCGAAUGGUUUGGCUAUCUGACCCAGGAAGGCAAGGUGGCUCUGUCAAUCAAAGGAGGGCCAUUUAAAGGUUGUUUCCAUGUCCCCCGUGCACUCUAUAUGUGUGAAGAAAUUCUGGAAUUGCUCAAAAAGGAGACUAAAUUUACCAACCUGGAAUGAUACACUCCACCGGCUCUUGUCUUAAGUGAAGGGUUGGGUUUUCUCCGUUUUCUUCCUCCAAUGGCCCUUAAUUCCAGCUACUCUCUGAUCAUGGGAGAAAACUGAAGAACUCCCUUUCAUUUACUUCUUACUCCCAAUUCUAAUGUCUGUCUUACGCUGUUGACCACACUGGAUUUGACAAAAUGCCAUUAUGUACAAAUGUGCUGUCCAGGCCUGGCUGUGCUCCUCUUGCAGGAAAAGACUGUCAACCAUUGGUCAUGUCUGCUUCAAAGCGUUCUUAUACUACAUUGACAGCCAUGGCUUCCCCCAAAGAACCCUGCGAACUGUAGUUUGUUAAGGGUGCUGACUUAACACCUACAAUUCUCAGCACUUUCAGCAAACUACACUUCCCAGAAUUCUCCAUGACUGUUAAAGUGGCAUAAAAGUGAUAUAAAUAUAUGACGUGGAUGUGCCCAGUGCUUUGCCUCUUAUCCAUUUUGAUGGUGGGAGGUUUUCUUAUGUCCUCAGUCUUGCCCUGGUCAUGGAGUCUUUGCCAUUUGCUUGCUGACUGCUUGCUGCCCACCUCUUGCCUUUUCUUUGAGGGUCCAAAUGGAUUUAAAAGAAGAUUAGACAAAUUCAUGGAAGACAGGGCUAUCAAUGGCUACUAGCCAUGAUGGCUGUGCUGUGCCACCCUAGUCAGAGGCAGCAUGCUUCUGAAAACCAGUUGCCGGAAGCCUCAGGAGGGGAGAGUGUUCUUGCAGUCAGGUCCUGCUUGCGGGCUUCCCCCGGGCACCUGGUUGGCCAUUGUGAGAACAGGAUGCUGGACUAGAUGGGCCACUGGCCUGAUCCAGCAGGCUCUUCUUAUGUUCUUAUGAUCUGUACAAUAGAGGAUCAAUAAAAAAGAUAAUACACUGAAUGGAGUGUGUUGGCUCUACUCUUUUAAUAUAUAUUUUUUCUUCCUAUAAAGGAUACUGCAGGUAGGGGAUGAAGUUUGAGGGUCUGAGAGUGGACUAGUUUCACCGAGGUGAUACGUGCAUGUUUGGGCUAUGUGCCAUCUCAGACUGCGUGUGGGGGCUCACGUAACUAAAGAUUCCUCCAUUCAGAAAAGUGCCUCUUGACAUACAGAAAUCAAGCAUGUCCAAGCAAUGGGUUGUAGUCUAACCUUUUUUCCUAAUAUGCCCAUUUGCAAUUUUUUUAAAAGGAAGACUUAGUCAGUGGUACAGCCUAGACUCGGAAGAGGUUCCAAAGAGCCAGACAGAGAAAUCCUAGGCUUCAUCUAGGCCAGCAGUUCCCAAACUUCUUUUUCUACAGAUCACUCGAAAAUUGCUGAGAGUCUUGAUGGACCACUUAAUGAUGUUUCUGCCUGUGGUAGCAAUUGUAAUGUGCUGUACAAGAUGCUGUAUGAUUUUAAAUUGUAUUUCUAUUGCUUCUCUUAUUUAAUAAUAAUAAUAAAUUUUAUUUUUCAGUCGCCUA